GAACUAUCAGUGAUGCUGACUGGGGUAUGUCAGAAGCUCAGGUUGUGUGUAAACAACUUGAACUACCUUUGGAAGGUUCAGUGCCAUCCCCCUAUGGUCAAGGCAGUGGUGUCAUUAGGAUAACCUCAGUCAACUGUUCUGGAUCUGAAAAUAAUGUUACACAAUGUUCCCUGUCUAUGGGGUCCUCAUCAAACCAUCAGAAUGACGUGGGAGUUAAGUGUGGAAAAGGUGCCGACUACAAGCAUGGAGAUAUUCGUCUAGUGGGAGGAUCCUAUAGCUGGGAGGGCAGAGUGGAGAUAUACCUGGAAGGAGAAUGGGGAACUAUCACUCAAUAUUACGCUGGGAAAGAUGGUGCUCAUGUAGUUUGCAGACAACUUGGUUAUGAUACACACUAUGGUUUUGACAAAGACUACUAUCACGCUCAUUUUGGAGAAGGUGUUGGAACAAUACAUCUUAACUUCUUGGAAUGCUCUGGCACUGAAUACCGACUGGUUGACUGUUAUAGUGUCUCUAGUUUAUGGUAUCACACUCAAGAUUGGAGUGUUGGAUGUCUCAAUGAUGUCCCUGAAGAAGGAGAAGUAAAGCUCUUCUACAGCAGUUAUAAUAACUACUUCUCCUCGGGUCUGCUUCAGGUAUGGCUGAAUGGGAGAUGGGGAGUGGUGUCUGAUACGGUGUGGACAAUUGAAAAUACAAAUGCUGUGUGUCGCCAGCUUGGAAGGAAUGGUAUAACAUCAACUGAUUCUGAUUACAGUACCGACUUACCUGUUGUCAUGAGUAACGUCAUGUGUGUGGGGACUGAGUCAAGACUGAUAGACUGUCCCUACGCCACUGGAGGUAGUGGAUCUCCUGUGAGCCUCAGGUGUACUUUUUUAGCCCCUUGUGCCCAUGGAGAUGUGAGACUCACAGGCGGUCAGUCAGAGAAUGAAGGGAGACUAGAAAUCUGCAACUCUCUCUCUGUUUGGGGCACCGUAUGCAACAAACACUGGACUCAGGCCGUCUCAAAGGUCGCCUGUCACUCCUUUGGAUAUGGCUACGAAGAAGGGUCAUAUCACACAUACUCCACGUUCAAUCGGAUACCAGCCACCUUACCAAUUGCUGCAGACUAUGUGAGAUGUUCAGGGUCAGAGAACUCACUGAAGGAGUGCACUUACUUCAGCCACAGCUUUUCUGAGUGUAGCCACAAUGACGAUAUUGGAAUCAUCUGUCCACCAGCAAACUGUGAAGAUAGAGACGUCAGGUUACGAGGCACAGCAGGGUCUGAGAAAGGAGGACUUGUUUUAGUUUGCAUCAACAAAAGGUGGGGUCCUAUUUGCCAGAACAAUAAUGAGGCAAUUACAAAGACUCUGUGCCGUCAACUUGGAUAUACUAAUAGAGAUGGGGAAUACUAUUGGAAAGGGGAAAGAGGAAUGCCAGUUCAAAACCUAACACUGCAUUGCCGUGGCGAUGAAUCUCGUUUAUUUGACUGCACCUAUAGUCGCAGUGCUCCAAGUCAUUGCACUUAUUAUGAGCUCACCUAUAUUUCAUGUGAACCAGCAAGCUGUACAGAUGGGCAAGUGAGACUGGUGGAUGGAGCAACAGAUGUGGAGGGGAGGGUUGAGAUUUGCUUCAAUAGGAGAUGGGGGACAAUCAGUGGUGAUGGGUGGACUCUGAUAGAGUCUACUGUCGUCUGUAAUGACCUCGGAUAUGAGGCAACUGGCAAUGACUAUUCAGUGAGGCCAGCCACAAACUCAAUGCCAGUGUUCAUAAAGACUGUCAGAUGUUCUGGUAGACAGCUGAGCCUCUUGGAAUGUGGCUUCAGAAUAAAUCUUACACACAGUGUUCACUUGGAAGACGUUGGAGUCAAAUGCAAAAAGUGUAAGAUAGCAAAAUGAAUGUUCAUGUUAUUCUAACAAUAUUGUGGGUUGCAUCUUUAUUAUUGCCGAGCGCGUUAGCGUGAGGCA
Messenger RNA from Geodia barretti, 1940 nucleotides. NCBI's taxonomy places the organism in Eukaryota, Metazoa, Porifera, Demospongiae, Tetractinellida, Geodiidae. The record is from the annotation of a GenBank genome assembly.